Molecule: messenger RNA, 3382 nt
Organism: Sarcophilus harrisii (Tasmanian devil)
Lineage: Eukaryota; Metazoa; Chordata; Mammalia; Dasyuromorphia; Dasyuridae
Gene: TSGA10IP
Product: testis specific 10 interacting protein
Exons: 9
Coding region: 102-1583 (493 amino acids)
Biological process (GO): cilium organization
Cellular component (GO): photoreceptor connecting cilium; ciliary basal body; cilium
Source: RefSeq, a predicted model, not a curated record
UGGGGAGCUUUCAGAGGCCAGGUUGCCAUGCCUUCCCAGAGGCCUGCUGGUCUCCAUGGAGACGGAUCAGGAUCGGGCUGAUAGAGGUUCUGAAAGGGGGGAUGGGGCAGAAGAACUCUUUGCUAAGAACCCAUCAACAGUCAAUUCUGGCUGCCUCUGUGGUGAAAGCUAACUACGAUGCCCGCAUCCGGGUCCCUUCGGCGCCAUCUGAACGGGCGACGGCUGCUGGACUGCUGGGGCUCCUCUCCGGAGUGCCUCUGGCCCACCAAGGUGCUUUUAGGAAUGGAGACAGUGUGCUGAUCCAGGGCCGACCUAGGGCUCGCAGUGAAGGGAACCUCAGGAAGAAAGAUGCAUCCUACAAAGGCAAGAAGGGAAAUGUGCCUUCUGAGGCCGAAGACCUCGUCCUGCCUCCGCCUCGGAAGCCCUCCUUCCCAUUCCAGUGGGCCUGGGAGAGCUUCCUGGUGGAUGGCCGGAGCCUGCCCCUGCCCCCUCCCGCCGCUUCCCACCAGUCCGGGCAGCCCAAGAAGGGCCAGGCCUCAGCCCUGCCACCUGCCAGGGCCCCCCGGAAGUCACGCUGGAAGGCUGUGCCCCCCUCUCCCCAGCCAGCCACCUUCCCGCUCUACUGGAAAAUGGAGGCCCGGUGUCAGGACAGAAAAAGGCAGCUGAAGCCCUGGAUUCAGCCUGAAAUGGACAGCCAGGAGAGCCAGGACAGCCUGGAACAGGAAGGGCAGGAAGGGCAGGAAGACCAGGACGAGAGGGAGGAGGAGGGGCUCGAGGGCAGGAGGGAUUUCAGCCUCUGGUCCGCUUUCUCAUCUCCCAAGACAAGGAGCAGAGCGGAGGAGAGGAGCCAGCUCCGGAAGUGGAAGGCCCUGCAUCUGGCUGGCUUCGCCCUCCUCAGAGGAUUCCAGAGGAGACUGGCAAAGUCCAAGGACCUGCAGAAGGUGUACAACCUGGAGGCUCUGCAGCAACAUCUGCAGGAGGAGGCCGAGGAGCUGGGCCUCUACCCCGCCCAGUGGCCCCCCCAGGACACUGCUCACACGCGGGCCGAGAAGUUCCAGGCUGGCGAAGAGGAGAAGCUGACCAGCAACAACACCAGAACCUCCCAAAAGCGCCGAGAGGUCACCAGGGCCCUGAUGCUGGACUGGGAACGGCACAAGCAGGAGGAGCAAGCCAGGGCAGAGCAGCGCCGAGCUCAGGAGCAGCGGGUCCAGAAGCAGGUGGCUCGGUGCCUGGCAGCCUACGGGCCUUCCAGAUCCAAGGGGGGGGUGUCCCACCGCAAGCUGGAGGAGCUCAGGCAGCAGGAGAAGGAGCGCCUGGCCGAGUACCAGAAUGAGCUUCAGGGCAUCUAUCAGCGGGUGCAGAACCGCCCCUUCCUCUUCCAGCAGACCAUGCAAGCCAAUGCCCGGCUCUCGGUGAACAGGCGCUUCUCCCAGGUGCUGUCAGCCCUGGGUUUGGAUGAGGAGCAGGUAUUGGCUGAAGCAGUGAAGGAUGAGAUUGAGGAAAUCCCCUUGAAAUACAGGUCCUCAAAGGCCAGGAAGUUGGGCAGGAUCCGAGUGGAGCAGCCUUAUUGGGACAUGGAAUGAACAGCUGCAAGCUGCCCAAAGUCUUCAAGCCGAGUACAGGAGGGGAGUUGCCCAGGGCCCGGGGUUAAAUGGGAAAGAGGGACAGAGGGAAAAAUGAAAUUAUUGUAUUUAAGCCCAGCGUCUGCUUUCCUGCCCAACCAGAGUCCUUGGGGGCUUGGGGGUCUACAGGGGGAAGUGAGCAGAAAUGACAGGUGACUGAUGGCGAGGGAGCCAUGUGGCAAGGAUAAUCUCAAUGGCCCUUAGCCCUCUGGCCCCCGUUCCCGUGGAAUCCAGAAGUCCCUCACCCCAACUUAGUCACAGAGAUCUCAGGCUUCAAAUCCUAUAGGGAAGGAGAGGCUCCUCUAUGGUUUAUAAAAGAAGAAACUGAGGUACAUGGAGGCAAAGGGAUCUGGUACUGCAUUAUAGGAAAAUAAGACGGUUCCAUAAAAAGGCAUUUAAGAAAAAAAGGCAAUGUAGGGGGAUAGUGAACUUCAUCGAACCAUACGAAUUCGUGUAUUAACUUGAAGUGUGUGUGUGUGGGGGGGGGGGUACCAAGAAGACAGCAAAUAAAGUCGUUGCUUUACUAACGAAGGGUUAAAAAGGAACCACACAGAACCCGAUCAGGGCAUACAGGCAUAUAAAAAUGGGAGUCAGGAAGGCCUGGGGUCCAUUCUCACUUCAGACUAGUUCUGUGAGUUUGGGUAAAUCUGUUAAAGCAGAGGAUUGGUCCCCUUCUGGUUCCAAAUGAAUGAUCUGAAGUGAAGGUCUUUUACCAGCCAGCGGGAUCAGGGAAGACUUUUUGAGGGAUGUGGGGAUUUAACUUGGGCUUAAAAGGUCAGGAUUCUCCCUGAUCCUUUACAGGUGAAAGGUGGGCGGGCUGGUGUUCAGCAAAGGAACAUGAAGACAUAAACAGUGGAAAGCACUGUAUGGAGGUGAGAUCUUGCAGGCCCAAAGGAUUAUUUAUACAAAUCAUAGAAUCCUAGCUCACUCCUGGAACACUCCAGAGGAGAAAGUGAGACUGGCGGCUUUGCCCAGCCCUGCCGCGCUUCAGUUCAGUCCACUAAUAUGUCAUGGUACCACCUCCCGGUGUCAUAGUUUCCUUCAAGAACAAAGAACAAGCCACAAAAAUCUCUUCGGAGGCCGCCUCAUCUAAAAUUCUGAGGGGAAAAUGAGGCCCACAGAGAUCAAGUGAUUUGCCAAAAGACCCCGAGAAGUAACAUCAAGACAACUGGACAUGGCCCUGGGCACAGUGGGAGUUUGGGACAGACAACCACUAAGAAAAAAAUAUAUAUCUUUUAUACAUAGGAAGUCAUGCAAAACAUCCACAGUAGCUACUCCCAACAUAUUAAUGAUGUUGCUAGUAGACAGUAUCUAUCCUCACAUCUUCCUCCAAUGUCUAAAUCUGGGGAGGAGGUAACCAGGGCAAAGCUCCAAUUGUGGUAGGGCGCUGAGAUUUUGACCUUGGAGCUAAAUUUAUACCCACCGAACUUGGCAGCCAGCUAACGGGAACUACAAAAUGUUAUUAAAUGAUUGGUUAAAACAAGAUUACGGAUGGGGAAUGGUUCCAAUCCUCCCUGAACUGAGGGCAGGCUUCGUGAAGCUGAUCUUAGCAUUGUAUCCACUGGCCAGUUCUGCUGGGCUGGGAAGUAUCAGACUUCACUGAUACUUGAAACAAUGCACUGAUUCAAUACAAUGUGAUAGCAGACUUUAUUGCUGGUGCAAAGGGCAGUCCCAGAAGGUUCUGAGAGGAAGUGAGAUCUUUGGCCACAGGACUCUGAAUCUACCUUCCUGGACCCCAGAAGAGCAAAUCUAGGGCUCGC